Molecule: messenger RNA, 1551 nt
Organism: Cyanidioschyzon merolae strain 10D
Lineage: Eukaryota; Rhodophyta; Bangiophyceae; Cyanidiales; Cyanidiaceae
Product: similar to DNA-damage-inducible protein P
Exons: 1
Coding region: 1-1551 (516 amino acids)
Biological process (GO): error-prone translesion synthesis; response to radiation
Cellular component (GO): nucleus; site of double-strand break; replication fork
Molecular function (GO): damaged DNA binding; DNA-directed DNA polymerase activity
Source: RefSeq, a predicted model, not a curated record
AUGGCAGCGGUUACCGAUACUUUGGGCUCACGACUCGAACUUGAGCGGCGUAUUGUGGUUCAUAUAGAUAUGGACUGCUUCUACGCUCAGGUCGAACGGAAACGCCUCGAUUUAGCUGAGGACGUCCCGCUUUGUGUCGUCCAGUGGAACAGCAUUCUUGCUGUGAGCUACGCAGCUCGAGCAGCAGGGAUCAAGCGAGGUGCAACACCGCAGGAGGCCAAAUCCAAGUGCCCCGAGUGUGUGCUUGUACACGUAGAAACCGUUGAUGCUGCCGGAAGGAAACCACAAGUCUCUGAACUUGACCUGUCUGAGGAAGCCUCUAUAGUGCGAGCCGCGAACACCGUCUGCUUAGAUCGAUAUCGGUUGGAGUCCGAGAAGAUUUUUGGGAUUCUCUCCCGCUUUAGUGACGCCGUUGAGCGCUGCUCAAUUGACGAAGCUUUCAUAGAGCUUACGGACGUGGUCGAUGAUUUCGACGAGGCAGUCCGUUUGGUACAGCGCAUGCGAGACGCUAUCCUUGAUGAGCUUAGAUACACCUGCAGCGCUGGGGUUGCCUGCAACAAAAUGCUCGCUAAGUUCGCUAGCUCUACGAACAAACCGAACAAACUGACCGCCAUACCUUGGAGCGAGACGAACUCCAUUCUCGCCAGGAUUCCGCUUUCACGGGUUCGCGGGCUUGGUGGCAAAUUCGGAGCUGAGCUGCAGCGGAACUUUAAGGCCGAAACGCUCGCUGACUUGUCGCAGCUGUCGAUGGCAGCGCUGCAGGCCGCAUACGAGCCCUGCACAGCGGAAUGGCUCUUCUGGCUGGCUCGGGGUUAUGAUCCCAGUCGAGUGGAGCCACGUGAUCGUCCGCGGAGUCUGCUAGCGGCGAAAUCCUUUGCCCCGGUAGAUACCUGGCAGGAUGCGCGCCGCAUCCUCUUCCUGCUGGCAACUCGCCUAGAGCAGCGUAUUGAACGCGAUACCAGUAUGCAUCAUCGUCGACCGAGAACAUUGUGCGUAUCUUUUACUUCUGCGCAAGCGGGACUCCAAGGUCAACGGCAUCAUCAUGCAAGUCGUUCUGGGCCAUUUCCAACCUGCGCGAAAGAGGACGCAGCCGCAAGCAUUGCAGAAGGUGCUGAGAAGCUGCUGCGGUCGAUACGGUCUGGUUUUCGAUUCCCAUGCAAGCGCUUUAUGCUGGAAGCGACGAACUUUCAACCCAUCGCAAGCGGCGCCUAUUCCAUACGUUCUUACAUGGGCAAACCGGGUAAGCGCGCGCUCAAAGCUGACGUGCCCUCGGGCGGCAUCGCAGAAUGCGAGCGCGAGCAGAACCCCAUAUCUGGGUACGCACCGGCAGCGAGAAAUGAAUGCAGUUUCGCGGGUGCCACGCCGACACCCGAGCGCGAGCACCAAGGCAUCGCAAAUGCGAAACUAGUUCUUCGGGCUGGCAGUAGCGUUAGCGGUAACGAGGCGCUCGUGAGUCACUGGAAGCGUCACUGCGGAGGUGCGACCAGACGCAUUCAUGACGGCUGUAUUACUUGCUACUUUUCGCAGCCGAAGCGCUCUGAAACUCGUUGA